UCCGACAUACUUCACUACCAUAUAUAUGUUCCUUUCCACUUAAAGCCAUUAAAGGUACUUACUUCAGCAUUGUGUUAUCACAAGGAAUUACUGAGGCAUCAAACUGCUUAGCCACACCAUGAAGGUUUGGGAGCGAGUCAUUGAGUAUAGGGUGCAGAAAGAGGUAUGCAUCUCUGAGAACCAGUUUGAUUUCAUGUCUGGCAGAUCGACUACAGAGGCCAUUCACCUCGUGAGGAGGUUAAUGGAAGAGUAUAGGGCUAGGAAGAAGGACCUUCAUAUGGUGUUUAUUGAUCUUGAGAAGGCGUAAUAGGGUGCCAAGGGAGGUCUUAUGGAGGUGCCUUGAGACGAGAGAAGUUUCCAUCGCGUACACUCGCACGAUCAAGGAUAUGUAUGGUGGGGCUAGGACUAGGGUAAGGACCUCCGGGGGCGACUCUGAGUCAUUCUCGGUAGGGAUGGGGUUGCACCACGGGUCUGCCCUUAGCUCUUUUUUGUUCGCAUUGGUGAUGGACGUCCUGACACAAGGUGUUCAAGAAGGGGUCCCAUGUUGCAUGCUUUUUGCGGAUGAUAUUGUGCUUAUCGACGACACACGUGAGGGACUGAACGAUAAGUUGGAACUGUGGCGCCUUACCCUUGAGACUAAAGGAUUCAGAAUAAGUAGGAACAAGACUGAAUACAUGGAAUGUCAUUUCAGUGGUCGGGAAACAGAAUCAGAAGUGGAAGUUAGGAUUGACUCUCACCUAGUACCUAAGGUAGACAGGUUUCGAUAUCUUGGCUCGGUAAUUCAGGCUGAUGGGGAGUUAGAUGGGGAUGUUGGACAUCAUGUUGGAGCGGCUUGGGCGAAAUGGCGGUUGGCUUCAAGGGUGUUGUGUGAUCCGAAGAUUUCGCCCAGGAUGAAAGGUAAGUUCUACCGGUCCGUAGUCAGACCUGCUAUGUUAUAUGGGGCAGAGUGUUGGGCGGUUAAGAAGACUCAUGUGCGUCGUCUGCAUGCGACGGAGAUGCGGAUGUUACGAUGGAUGUGUGGGAAGACAAGGUUGGAUAAGAUUUCGAAUGAAGUUAUCCGACGUCAGGUUGGCAUGGCGCCGGUGGAAGAUAAGUUGCGGGAAACGAGGUUGAGAUGAUUUGGUCAUGUGAGACGGCGGAAUGCUGACGCCCCUGUACGGAGAUGCGAGAGGAUUACGGUUGUUGGGGGUAGUAGGGGAAGGGGUAGACCUAGGAAGAAUUGGAAGGAGGUGAUUAGGCAGGAUUUAAGACUUCUCACCCUGACUGAGGAUAUGGCUUUAGAUAGGAACCUUUGGAGAACUAGGAUUAAAGUAGCUAGAUAGGAGCCCGGUGCUGCAGAGGUUUUUUGUAGUGUGUUGUGUUUGGUUGGAAUCUUUUGCUAUUGCUUGCAAGACUUUCAUUCCAUUGUACUUGGUGCUUUAUCUGUGUUGUACUGUGUUCCCUACCAUAUUUUUUGUGCAGGUUGAGCCGGGGGUCUCUUGGAAACAGCCUCCCUACUUCCUGCAUUGUGUUAUCACAAAGAAAACUAAGUCAUAGAUCCAUUGGAGUACUCUUGACCUUUUCUGUCGUUAACUUGCUUGGUUCUCUUCUCCGCGUUAAUAUUUUUCAACGUAUUCUGUAUUGACUGUAUAAUAAUUCCCACGGAAGCGCUCGAUUUCCAAUCAGCAGAACUGCAGAGGACAAGUAGUCCACUUAGAACACAACAAUGGAAGAAACUGAUAGGAUCUAGAAUAAUUGUAUUACUCAAGGGUUUUAUUAUUGUUAUGAUCGUAAUUUUGAAAGGCAAGCUCCUCCCUUGCCUAAGGCGCCUCAAGCAUCCGGGCGACCUUUUACCGCCCUUUAGAUGUUCAGGCCUGAGUCGCUUGCUUUUCUCGCCUGAGUUGUUCGUCUUUCUCGCCUUACUGGCUAUGGGUCUUUUAAGAAAUGAGCUUGCAUUUU
This is a messenger RNA of Cuscuta campestris, 1938 nucleotides long. The record is from the annotation of a GenBank genome assembly. Lineage: Eukaryota; Viridiplantae; Streptophyta; Magnoliopsida; Solanales; Convolvulaceae.